AACAGUUAUGUAAAUUCUGAGCUAGACGUCCAGGGUGUAAUGCUUUACAUUUGAUAUGGAUAUACAUCAGAUAUUACGUGUUGUCAAUGUGAUUGUGUUUUGUGUAUGCUUCGUCAAUGGAUAUAUUACCUACAUAGCCAUCAGGCUGCCACUGCAGGGUGAAAUGUCAGCGCCAGGAUCGCCAUGGCCACAUCCAAAAGAGCUGAAUUCCACAACGCAGACUCUAUCGCUUGACAUGGCAGACUUCGAAAUCGGAUCUAACGUCAUUGGAUGUGACGUCAUUGAAAAAGGGAUAGCGAGACACAAGGCUAUGCUAGGAUUUGGACAUAAAGACGACACACUACAUGCUGUGGAGGACCUACAAAUACACGUAGAAAACACCUCUUGUCAAGCGUAUCCCUAUUUAGGGAUGGACGAAUCCUACACGCUGGAAGCUGAUCAGCAUGCGACCCUUCGUGCCAACAGUAUAUGGGGGGUUUUAAGGGGACUGGAGACAUUUAGCCAGUUGGUGUAUACCACCGCUACAGGACAGGCAAGAAUUAACAAGACUAGCAUUGUAGACGAGCCACGGUUUGCACACCGUGGAAUUAUGCUGGACACUGCCCGGCACUUCAUUCCACUACCUGUCCUGUUAAAGAAUCUGGAUGCUAUGUCAUACAACAAAUUUAAUGUGUUCCACUGGCACAUCGUUGACGACCAAUCUUUCCCCUACCAGAGCAUCAGGUUCCCGGGGCUGUCUCAUAAGGGAGCAUACAGUCCAGUCCACGUGUACAGUCAGACGGACAUAAAGACAGUGGUUGAGUACGCAAGGUUACGGGGCAUCAGAGUCAUCGUCGAGUUUGACACGCCUGGCCACACCCAGUCUUGGGGCAAGUUUGACCGUGACCUGCUUACCCCAUGCUGGCACAACGGCCAUAAAGGAGAGGCUGAAUACAACCGGCAUGGGGAGUACGAACUGAUGAAUCCUAUGCUGAACUCGACCUUCACGUUCCUGGAGGAGCUGUUUUCUGAGGUGACAUCCGUAUUUCCGGACGAUUACGUACACCUAGGCAUGGACGAGGCAUAUCAUUAUUGCUGGGCGUCUAACCCCGAUGUCCGAGCUUUUCUGACCAACGUCUUAGGUUUAAAUGCCUCCGACUUUUCUGGCUUAGAGCAGUACUAUAUCCGACGGGUCCUCGACAUUGUGUCCAAGACUCACAAGAAAACCAUCAUAUGGGAGGACCCUAUAGAAAAGGGGCUGAAGGCAGACAAGGAUGUUUUGGUGGAGGUGUGGAGAAACGAACAGAAUUGGACCAACAACAUGGAGGAAGUAAUCCAGAGAGGGUAUUCGGCCAUCCUUUCCUCAUGUUGGUAUCUUAACUACAUUAGCUACGGUCAGGACUGGCGACAAUACUAUAGCUGUGAUCCACACCACUUCAAUGGAACGACACAGGAAAAAGCACGCGUUGUAGGAGGAGAGGCGUGUGUGUGGUCAGAAUACAUUGACGCAACCAACCUUCUCUCCAGGCUUUGGCCUCGCGCGUCCGCCGUAGCCGAGAGAUUGUGGAGUCCGGGCCACAUCAACAAUACAGACGACGCAUCUUUCCGACUAGACCAGCAGAGGUGUCGGAUGGUCAGGCGAGGCAUCCCUGCUGAACCAAUCCUGAACGGUUUCUGUGGUGAUUACGACCUGGGAAUGGAGACUGAAGCAGUUCAACCAAGCAAUAUUUGUACAAACACCGCAACUACAGUCCCCAAAAGCAACAUUGUACUCACUGUCAUAGGAGUAUCCGUGUUACUACAAACAGUUCGUAUUCUCCGUGUUGACUGAUUAAGAAAAUACUGUGUUUCCAACCAUUCUAUCGAACUGCAUGGAAUGUGAUUUUAAAAUAUAUGCCCGAUGAUCCAUGGGAAAACUCUUAUACGUGUAUUAGAAAUUCAUGCUUCCAUAAUACACACAGGGCACCUUGCAUUUCUGUGUUAUAUUAUGGUAUUUUUUGUUUUCUUUGAAUGGAUACACGUGAAUGAUAAUAUUUUAGCAUCAAUAUGUAGAACUUAUUGUCUAUCACAAAGGUCCUACAGGGCACGUACUCAAAUACAUGUAAAUAUCACAGUCACUCUCGAUCUAAGCUUUCGGGUAUAACCUUUCAUCAGGGACCAUUCACUCCCUGAAGUGCUCAGCUCUAAGGCUUAGAUCGAGGACGAAUGUUGGCAUAAUUCUCAUUUAAAGAAUGAAUGAUUAGUACAAAGUAGUAAACAGAAUUAAUGUUAUUUUAUUUUGAC
Molecule: messenger RNA, 2262 nt
Organism: Mizuhopecten yessoensis (Yesso scallop)
Lineage: Eukaryota; Metazoa; Mollusca; Bivalvia; Pectinida; Pectinidae
Product: beta-hexosaminidase subunit beta-like
Exons: 13
Coding region: 56-1810 (584 amino acids)
Biological process (GO): ganglioside catabolic process; glycosaminoglycan metabolic process; carbohydrate metabolic process
Cellular component (GO): membrane
Molecular function (GO): beta-N-acetylhexosaminidase activity
Source: RefSeq, a predicted model, not a curated record